Haliotis rufescens (red abalone) is the source of this 1206-nucleotide messenger RNA. RefSeq names its product opine dehydrogenase-like. The transcript has a single exon. Bases 1 to 1206 code for a protein of 401 amino acids. Gene Ontology annotation, molecular function: oxidoreductase activity. Lineage: Eukaryota; Metazoa; Mollusca; Gastropoda; Lepetellida; Haliotidae. The record is from RefSeq and is a predicted model, not a curated record.
AUGAGUAAGAUCACGAUACUCGUAUGUGGAGCCGGAAGUUCGGCUCAGGUGAUAGCAGGUCUCGCAGCAUCGCGCGAGAAUAUUGAAUCGAGAGUGCUGUCCCUUUUCGAAGAUGAAGCCGAGAGGUUUACAAACGCUUUGAAGGAAGGGGACUUAACUCUAUCAAUUAACGAAGGCGAGGAUGAACCAAGAAUCAUCAAAUGCAAGCCCAGAGUUGUUACGAAGGACCCAUCCAGAGCGGUUAAAGGUGCCAACUUCAUCAUCUUGACAGUGUCCCCAGGGGAACAAGAGGAAUACCUCCAGGCCAUUGCACCCCAUCUGGAAAAUGAUACGACCGUUGUGGGAUUCCCAGGCCAUGCUGGCUUUGAGUUCCUAUGUUUGGGGACACUCAAGGCCAAAGUCAAGAGAUGUGCUGUUAUUAGUUUUGAAUCAAUGCCUUAUGCUUCUCGGAUAAGAGAGUUCGGGAGAAAUGUUGCGGUUCUAGGAAUUAAUGAAAUCGUUCGGGGAACUAUGGUCAAAGGAAAAAGCAAGCAGCCUUAUGAUCCAUUCUCAGUUCUGCAACAAGUUCUAGGGGAGUUCCCAAUACUAGAGCGGUACAGCAACUACCUGGAACCGCUACUAGCCACAAGCACUGUUGUCAACCCAGCCAUUAUGUUCGGGAAAUGGAGGGACUGGGAUGGUACACCUUUGGACUCAAAACCUUUGUUCUAUCAGGGAAUCACAGAACAAGAUGCCAAGUUCCUUACAGGUAUCAGCGAGGAGUGCGUAGAGAUAGCCCAAGCCAUCACAAAAAAGAACCCUAAAAUUGAACUCUCCUGGGUUAUUCCCCUUUACGAACUCUUUAUGGAAGAAUUCAUGGAUAAUGCUGAAGACUCCAGCAAUCUUCUCAAUCUGAUGAAAACAAAUUCCGCUUAUGAUGGUGUUUUUCAUCCAAUGACCCCAACAGAGGAUGGCAAAUUUGUCCCUGAUUUUUCCUCCAGAUAUCUAACCGAAGAUGUACCUAGAGGGCUGGCAAUCUCCAAGGGUAUUGGGCUUCUGGCCGGGGUGAAGACUGUUUUGCAUGACAAGGUUUUGGAAUGGUGCCAAGAGAAGAUGGGAAAGGAGUAUCUAGUUAGGAGAAACAUGAAGGGGAAAGACAUCGGGGAAACAAGGUGUCCUCAGAGGUUCGGGCUCGAGACCCUAGAUGACCUACUGAACAUGGUGUAA